UCUUGAUCUUGCCUCAGAGACUAAACUGCUGAAGAGGACAUCUGACGCCAUGAAAGGUUUAAGAACUCUUGCGGCGUACGCACUUGCGCUCUUACUUCUGGCGACGUUUGUGUCCCAUUCCUGGAGCGCGCCAAAGGGAAGCUUUCAGCGCAGGAACUGGACACCCCAAGCAAUGUUGUAUCUGAAGGGCACACAGGGAAGGCGCUUUGUAGCAGAGGACAGAAACGAAGGGGACUUAUACGACACAAUUCGUUUGGAAUCACGCAGCCAAAACACAGAAAAUCUGAGUGUCUCCAAAGCAGCUGCAUUUCUCUUAAAUGUCCUCCAACAAGCAAGAGAAGAGGGUGAGCCUUACUGAAACCAGCUACAAGUGCACUAACAAUCUCCCUCUGAAAUCUGAAUAUUUCCAUUUUUGUGAGCCAUGCGGAAUGAAAUGUUUAAAAAAGUUCAUCCUCAGCUUUUCUGAUGAUUCUACACUCAUCACUGUUUGAAGACAAUUACAGUUAGAUAUGUGCCUCUUCUGUCACACUGUGAUUCACUGGAGCUGUUUGUGUCAUUCCACUUAUAAUUAGUCACUGUAAGCCAAAGAAUAUAGCAAGACUUACAGAAAGGUAUUUUCAUUUGUUUUUGUUUUAUUUCAGGUGAGAUAAUGGGUUGUUUUUUCAAGACAUAUCCAUAUCCUGGAAAAGAGACUAUUUAUGAUGAUUGAAAUGAUGUGUAUUAUAAAGUGACUGUACAGGGUUUUUUUCCCCCCUUUUCAUUUUCUCACACUGAAUCAACAUUUGAAUUCAAUACCAUGUAAAAUACAUACGAGAAUGUGUUUAAUUAAACUAAAUUUGCACUGAAAUCUGCCAUAGUGUGUGAGACUUUUUAAUAAACCAUUAGUGUGAUGUUUGACAAUUAUGUAUAUUGUUAUUGUAAUUGUUUUGGAGAAAUUAUGGCAUAGAUGGAGGGAAAAAGAAAGCCUUGUUUCGAAUAUUAUAGCUUCACUUUAUCAAUAUCCCAGAUCUGUUGAAAAGACUUGAAGGAAGACCUCGCCACACAUCAACAGUAUGGCGGAACACCAAAACAAAAGGGCUGAAGGAAGUUAUUUCCCACCAAUAUCUCACCAGUUGAACAAACUGUACAUGGCAUUCGAUAUAUUCAAGAUACCUUCUAAUUCAGUGUAAUUUAGUGGUUCUCAACUGGUUUUGCUUCAGGACCCAGAUUUUAAACUGGGCACCAAGUGGCAACCCAACACCAAAAUUCUUUAUUGUACAGAAGUAUAUAAAAUGCCUUGGACAAUCAUUGAAAGUAUUUAAUAACACAGUUUUCAAGGAUGAGGGCAUGUCAUGCAAGCUGUCCAUGUUGGCUUCUGCUUACAUUUCCAAGCUUCUACCAAAUUACUUAAUGAAUUUUCGCCAAUACAAUUUGAUUGGAAGCACAGCCUUUGCCAACAAUAAAAGAUAUGUGUAGCGUUUUCUCACUUUAAAAGUUUAUAAGGCUAUAUAUAUAUAUAUAUAUAUAUAUAUAUAUAUAUAAUAUUUUUUUUUUUUUUUUU
Molecule: messenger RNA, 1540 nt
Organism: Myxocyprinus asiaticus (Chinese sucker)
Lineage: Eukaryota; Metazoa; Chordata; Actinopteri; Cypriniformes; Catostomidae
Gene: spx
Product: spexin hormone
Exons: 5
Coding region: 50-358 (102 amino acids)
Molecular function (GO): neuropeptide hormone activity
Source: RefSeq, a predicted model, not a curated record